GGUACAAAAACAACGGCUAAAGCACAGGCAAAAGCGCCGGUGAUGGUUAAAUUAUCAGUACAAAAAAUUCGCCAAUGUCUUUUUAAAACCUAAUUCCGAGCACGCCCUCGACGCCCCAAGGAUUGUGCCCCCAGAACCGACUGGGGCGAUCCACAGAGCCACCAGAUCAGGAGUAGUUACGCCCGCAAUUCGUAGUCCCCCCGUUCUAUUUGGCCCGCAUGACGUACAUAGGUUUGCGCUAAAAGUGAAACCACGGAGCACCCCCAACAAUAGAAAACAACCGAUUGCAAUCUUUAUAUAGUCUGAUAGUGACGCAGCGCGCCGUAGCAGGAUGCUGAUGCGCGGCGUGCAGAUCCUGCAUCGAAGACACCAGCAGUUUGGAAGGGCUUUCAGCCAGUGCUCCUUGCGUCAUGAUGCAGGCAAUCCUUGGCGGCGGAAUGAGAGCGAGUCCUUCAAACCGCAUCCCUGGAAGCGGCCCAGCAUGUUCCUCCAGUUUCGCUGCACUGCCGGUGGCAGUGAUUCUAAAAAGAAGGAGCAAGCGGUGCUGGAGGAGACCACCGCUGGUCCAGAGGCUCAACCAAAGGAAAAGCAAACGAAAAACUUUGAGGUAAAGACGUCCAAGGGAAUCCUAUCUAUCAGCACCACCAUCGAGGACUCCAAGAUCAAUGAGAUUGUGUUCGAGAAAUCCGACCUGCCUUCGGUGACCAAGCUCAAUGAACCGGCCUUGGCCGCAGGGGCCAUCAGUCUGCGUUCCAGCUCCACUGCAGCAGGGGGUGGUGCAGUGGGAAUGGGAGGAGGUUCAUCUAUGAAUCCUACUGAAACCAUGCCACUAACAGCACCAGGUCCAACUGCAAUUACUUUGGCUGCAGCUGCGCUAGCCGAAAAGACCGGAGAUAUCCCUUCUAAAUCCCCACCAGCAGAGGGUCCGCCUCCAAUGCCUGUGAUUCCUCCCAAGCGACCUCGAUUCGACUAUCGCGCUUCACUGGAGCGCAACUUUGUGACUCCCAAUAGGGCCAUAAGCGAUUUCUUGCUGACCGCUACGGACCUUGAAUGCCUGCCCAAAAUCAAACGGAGAUCCCCGUACGAACAAGAGCCACCCAUGACCGUCUACUGGCGACGCGAUGUGGAGGCCAAGGCCGUCGAAGUGUGGGGCUCCAAGGAGAACCUAUUGCGGGAGCGACUUAAGCGGGAGGUAGAACGCAAGCAGUACCAGCAGAUUUAUGACUCCGCAGAUCUUUUCACUGUUAAACGGCGGUUGCGCGACUACCGCAGGGAGAUGGGAUCUCGCACCAAAGUGAUGCUCGACAACCGAAAGGAGUCGGAGAAGUCCGGUCAAGUGGUGGCCACAGCCAUUGCCAUCAAUGCGGCUAACUUACUUUUCAAGGCUGGAGGCUGGCUGUAUAGCGGGUCCCACAGCAUGUUUGCAGAGGUUAUCCACUCACUGGCGGACUUGAUAAACCAGCUCAUUUUGGCCUUUGGCAUCUACAAGUCCUCUCAAAGUCCGGACAUGGAUCAUCCCUAUGGAUACAUGAACAUGCGUUACGUUUCCUCGCUGAUUUCAGGCGUAGGCAUCUUCUGUGUUGGAUGUGGCCUGUCUAUUUACCAUGGAAUUGACGGCAUUCUCCAUCCGGAACCCAUAACAGAUCUGUUUUGGGUAUAUUGCAUCUUGAUGGGAUCGCUGGUCUCGGAGGGAGCCACUCUGGUGGUGGCCAUCAACGAGCUCAAGCGAGCGGCUAAGGAAAACAGUAUGACCUUUAAGGAUUAUGUUAUUUCUGGAAAGGAUCCCUGCGUUAAUGUGGUGCUUUGUGAGGACGCUGCUGCAGUAACUGGCGUCAUGGUGGCUGGAGCUUGCAUGGGAUUGAGCAGCUACACAGGAUCCCCCAUCUUUGAUGCAGCCGGAUCCUUGGUUAUUGGAGCACUACUGGGUGCCGUGGCAUCCUUUAUCAUUUACACAAAUGCUAAUGCCCUGGUGGGGAUAUCAAUCGCUUCCGAGCGUCUGGAAAAGAUUAACACUGCCUUGGAGGCAGAUGUUAUGAUCAGAGCGAUAUACGAUGUCAAAGGCAUCGAUAUUGGCAACGCUCGAGUCCGCUACAAGGCUGAGCUCGACUUUGACGGUCGCGAGCUGACGCGCUCGUAUCUGGACAAACAGGAUCUCGCAAAGCUGCUUACGACGGUUCGAGGCUUCCAAAAGGUUGAGGAUCUGGAGGGCUUUCUUCUUGAUCAAGGCGAAAACAUUGUGGACCUGAUGGGCGGUGAAAUUGAUCGCAUUGAGAUGAAUUUGCGGACGCAAUUCCCAGAGAUACGUCAUGUGGACCUUGAAAUACUCUAAAUGCCAUCCAUUCGCGUGGGGGUCUGUUACAAACAUAAAGCAUUGGGUGAUUUGGUUGCUUUCUAUAAGAAAUUAUUGCCUGUCUAGCUUAUAUUUAUUUCCCAUUGUGUACUUCUAGAUGUAACUUUAAAGCUAAGCAUUAAAAGUGUAUUGCCACCGGCUUGGCAGGAGCUCGGUGGUUUAAAGGAAA
Molecule: messenger RNA, 2519 nt
Organism: Drosophila suzukii
Lineage: Eukaryota; Metazoa; Arthropoda; Insecta; Diptera; Drosophilidae
Gene: ZnT49B
Product: Zinc transporter 49B
Biological process (GO): intracellular zinc ion homeostasis; transmembrane transport; zinc ion transport
Cellular component (GO): endoplasmic reticulum; membrane
Molecular function (GO): monoatomic cation transmembrane transporter activity; blue light photoreceptor activity; FAD binding
Source: RefSeq, a predicted model, not a curated record